AUAAGGGCUGGGGGGCAGGGGUGCCAGUCAUGCUGCUCCGUGCCCAGCUCCAGCUGUGGAGUCUCAGGGAAGUCAGACUUGUGGCUCCAGCAAGAGCUCGGCCAGACCAGAACCAUGUCCCCCUCCCUGUCUGUCCUCUUCUGUCUUGGGCUGUGUCUGGGGCAGGCGACCGAGACUCAGACGGACCCGCUGCCCAAGCCCACCCUGCAGGCCGUGCCUGGCCGUCUGGUGCCUGUGCAGAAGCAGGUGAGCCUGCAGUGCCAGGGCCCCCCAGGCGUGGAGGGCUACCGUCUGGAGAAGCUGCAGCCCCGGAUGUACAAGGACCAGGCGCUGCUGCACAUCCGAGUGAUGAGGCCCGAGAACGCCGGCCGCUACCGCUGCUCCUACCAGAACGGGAGCCAGUGGUCCCCUGCCAGCGACGUGCUGGAGCUUGUGGCCACGGGAGUCUACGACAAACCGUCACUGGCGGCCCUGCCCAGCCCGCUGGUGUCCCCGGGCCAGGACGUGACCCUGCAGUGUCAGAGCCGCUACGGCUUCGACCAGUUUGCACUGUACAAGGAGGGUCGCUCCACGCCCUUCCACAUGCCCGACCGCUGGUACCAGGCCGACUUCUCCCUCUUCACCGUGACGGCGGCCGACAGCGGCGUCUACCGCUGCUACAGCUUCUCCGCCUCCAGGCCCUACCUGUGGUCGGCGCCCAGCAACCCCCUGGAGCUCCUGGUCAGAGGGCCCUCCAAGACCCCCAGCCAGCCGCCCACGGAGCCCCCAUCCCCCACAGCUGCCGUCCCGGCCGGCACAGAAUCCGCAGGACAAACGGAUAUCCAUGUCACCGGCACAGCCGCCCCCACCACAUCGUCCAGGAGCAUCUCCGGCUCCCCGAAGGGGUCCAUUCACCCGCCGGCCCCCCCAGGUCCAGCCCCCCGGCUCUACACCGAGGGCAACGUGACACGGCUGUGCCUGGGUGCCGGGCUGCUGCUGCUGCUGGCGGUGCUGCUGGCCGAGGAGCUGGGCCGGGGCCGCCCUCCCCGCCCGGGGUCCAGGCCGCUGCCCCCGCUGCCCCCGCUGCCCCCGCUGCCCCCCGCCCCACCCAAGGGUGCAGGCUGCCAGCCUGGGGGGCUGCAGACCCAGGAGCGUCCAGACAGCGGCACUCCUGCUCCUUACUGAGAAGGGCUGGGCGGGGGCGGCACAGGUGUUCUGCCAAGAGACUCUCCCGCCUGCCGCUCUGAGGUCACAGGUUUGGUCCCCGGCUCCACCAUCCUUCAGAGCUGAGCAGGGCUCUGGGCUCUCUCUGUGUCUUUCUCUCAUGAAAAUAAAGCAAAUAAAGUACUUUUUAAAAAGAGAGAAGGGACUUUCCUGCCUGAGGCUCUGAGGUCCUAGGUUCAGUCCCCAGCACCACCAUAGGCCGGAGCUGAGCAAGGCUUUGGUGUCCCUCUGUCUGUCUCUCUUUCUGCAUCUUUCUCUCUGUGUCUCUCAUGAAAAAUAAAUAAUUUUGGGGGCCAGGUGGUGGCACACCUGGUUAAGCGCACACACCACAGUGCUCAAGGACCCGAGUUCAAAACCUGGUCGCCACCUGCAGGGGGAAAGUUUCAUGAGUGGUAAAGCAGGGCUGCAGGUGUCUCUCUGUCUCCCUCCCUCUCUAUGUCCCCCUCACCUCUCAAUUUCUCUCUGUCUCUAACCAAUAAUAAAUAAAUAGAUAAAUGUUUUUUUUUUUUUUUUUUUUUUUUUUUU
Molecule: messenger RNA, 1728 nt
Organism: Erinaceus europaeus (western European hedgehog)
Lineage: Eukaryota; Metazoa; Chordata; Mammalia; Eulipotyphla; Erinaceidae
Gene: GP6
Product: glycoprotein VI platelet
Exons: 8
Coding region: 115-1164 (349 amino acids)
Source: RefSeq, a predicted model, not a curated record